AUGUUGUCCCAAACCAUGUUGAACACGGGCUCGUUCUGCGCGAUGUUGGGGAGCCCCCGCAGGUCGCCGUCGUCGUCCUGUGGGGACGAGACGUGGAUGAGCCAGGCGAUGUCCUCGAGCGCGGUGUCGAGCAGGGCGAGGGUGAGCGGGAGCCCGGACAUCGGGUUGAGCGUGAAGAAGCGGCGGAGGCGGGAGUGGCUCUGGAAGCAGCGCGCGGCCAUGCCUGCGGCCUUGUGGAGCGCCCGCUCCGUGUCGGCCAUGACGCGUGGCGGGGCGCUCGUACAGCUCGACCCGCGCCGCAUGCCGCCUGCCUCCUGCCGCAGGAGCUCGGCGAGCUUCAUGGCGCGGGACCGUAGCUCCGUGCAGUCUGCCAUGAGGCACUGCCAGCCCGCCUGCUGCGCCACCUGGUCCGCGAGCUGGAUGGGCUUGGCCAGCAUCGCCUUUGAUCCCUCCCCCAUCGUCGUCGCUCGGGGUUGCAGGCGGAUUUUGGGCGAAGAGCGUGCUGUGUCUGGGCAAUCGGCAGGAUAUGUCGAUCACCCCCCACGAACUGAACUUUAA
Molecule: messenger RNA, 558 nt
Organism: Zea mays
Lineage: Eukaryota; Viridiplantae; Streptophyta; Magnoliopsida; Poales; Poaceae
Exons: 1
Coding region: 1-558 (185 amino acids)
Source: RefSeq, a predicted model, not a curated record